Microthlaspi erraticum is the source of this 3186-nucleotide messenger RNA. NCBI's taxonomy places the organism in Eukaryota, Viridiplantae, Streptophyta, Magnoliopsida, Brassicales, Brassicaceae. The record is from the annotation of a GenBank genome assembly.
AUGGCUGCUACAGCGGCUGCAACUGAUCGAUCACUGAGCCACACACAAAUCAAGGCUCAUAUCCCCAUUACUCUGGAUAUGAAUCAGAUGAACUAUGAUUUAUGGCGUGAGCUAUUUGAGACGCACUGCCAUAGUUUCUCUGUUUUGGGCCAUCUCGAUGGUACCACUCCCUCCACCGGACCAGAGGAUACCACAUGGUCACAAACCGACGGCACCGUCAAGAUGUGGAUCUACGACACCAUCUCCGAAUCUCUUCUCAAAUCAGUGCUCAAAACUAAGAGCACCGCGUCGGAGCUCUGGAAAUCGAUCGAGGAUCUGUUUCGUGACAACAAAGAGGCUCGCGCAAUCCAACUCGAUAACGAACUUCGCCAAUUACGGAUCGGCGAUUUACCCGUUCAUGAGUACUGUCAGAAACUUAAAACUAUCUCCGAUCUUCUGGCCAAUGUGGACUCUCCGGUUACCGACAGGCAGCUCGUCAUGCAUCUUCUCAAUGGUUUGAGCUCCAAAUUUGAUAACAUUAUUAAUGUGAUCAAGCACCGGUCUCCUGCGUGUACCUUCAGUAUGGCUCGCUCCAUGCUCAAAGACGAAGAAGACCGCUUGAACACAAAACGACAGGCUGAAGCAUCUCACCAUGAUACUGCUUCAUCUCCUCAGAUUUUGGUGGUUUCGGCUCCUCCACCAUACCAAUCCCAUCGGCAAUCUGGCUCCACGGAUUCCCAAUUUCACCAGAAUCGUGGAAAUCGUAGCAAUCGCGGUAAUCGUGGAGGUCGGAAUUCGAAGGGUCGUGGCAAUAACCAAUGGUCAGGAGGAAACUGGAACUCUGGGCCACCUCCACCGUGGGCUUGGCCCACUCCUUCAUGGCCCAUGCCUCCUCCUUGGGCUUCACAGCCUCAAUGGCCCAAUCAACCUCACUGGCCGAAUCCGUCUUGGCCAAAUCAGUAUCCCUCCGUCGCGUCUCGACAUCCGACUCCAACGCCUCCUUCCCCGGGACUCCUUGGUUCCACUCCACGAUCGGCGUAUGUUGCGACGCACAACUCCUCCACCACUUCGAUGCCGGACCAAUCGUCAGACCUGAUCUCGACGGCUCUAGCCAACGCAUUUAACACCAUGACUGUCUCAGAUCCAGGCGAUGCUGGUUGGUAUAUGGAUACCGGUGCCACCGCUCAUUUAACGGCUCAACCUGGUAAUAUUUCUUCCCUUUCCUCUCAGGCAUCUUUGCCUCUCAUCACCGUAGAUAAUACUUGUUCUGUUGAGUUUGACCCAUUUGGUUUUGUUGUUAAGGAUCUCAAUACCCGAGUACCUCUCAUCCGAUGUAAUAGCAGUGGCUCUUUGUAUGCCGUUACCAAACCUCAGUCGGCACCAUUGUCACAUGCUCUCAUCACCACUACAUCGCCAUCUCUAUGGCACCAGCGUCUCGGCCAUCCCGGCGAUGCUAUUUUACGCUCUUUAUCUACUGCUGGUCCAAGCUCUCCUCCUCUGCCGCUGACAUCAGCCUCCUCACUCACAUAUCCACCGUCGCUCUUACACUCCCCGCAGACGGCACCACCGUCUCCUCCGGCACCGUCACCGGAUCCACCACCGACUUCUCUUCCUCCAGCGCCAACGUCUUCUCACACUAUAGCGUCUUCUUCUCAGCAGGAUACCUCCUCCACGGUACCUGAUCAUGACUCUGGCUCCACUGAACCUCGUUCAGCGGACCGCACCCAACAAACAGUUCCAGGAUCAUCAUCUCAGCCGUCAACUACUCAAGCUCCAGCCGCACCGCCUCCUGCCAGAAUGCAAACUCGGAGUCGCAGUGGCAUAGUCAAACCAAAACAAAUCUUCUCCCUACACUCCGACAUUAUCUCUCCUCUGCCUCGAUCCCACCUUGCGGCAUUCAAAGAUCCCAACUGGAAUGAUGGAACACUUGCUCGUCAUAAAGAUCGCUUGGUGGCAAAUGGCAAAUCUCAGGAAGUUGGAAUUGAUUGUCAAGAAACCUUCAGUCCCGUUAUCAAACCGACGACGAUUCGCACAAUACUUGAUGUUGCUGUCUCUCGUGAUUGGCCUCUGCAUCAGCUUGACGUCAAAAAUGCUUUUCUUCAUGGCAAUCUUGAGGAAACAGUCUACAUGCAUCAACCGCCGUGUUUUGUUGAUCCUACGAAACCGGACUACGUGUGUCGUCUCCGGAAAUCCAUGUAUGGACUCAAACAAUCCCCCCGCGCCUGGUAUCAACGGUUUGCUCAAUACGCAACCAAACAGGGUUUCACUUGCAGCAAGAGUGAUACUUCUCUCUUCAUCCUACGUCGUGGCACUGAAAUAGCCUAUCUCCUUCUCUAUGUCGACGACAUCAUUCUCACUGCCUCCACAACAUCUCUUCUCAGGUCUAUUAUAUCCUCUCUCAAAUCUGAAUUUCCAAUGUCUGAUCUUGGGUUUCUUCACUACUUUCUUGGCAUUGUUGUACGCAGAGACAAGAAUGGAUUGUUUCUGGAUCAACGAAACUAUGCCGCAGAUAUCCUCCACAGAGCGAAUAUGUCUAACUGUAAACCGUGUCGUACUCCCGUUGACACUUCGGCCAAGCUCUGUGCAGACAUUGGCAAACCCGUCGACAAUCCGACACUCUAUCGCAGCCUCGCUGGUGCACUUCAAUACCUCACGUUUACCCGUCCUGACAUUGCCUAUGCGGUUCAUCAAAUAUGUCUCUACAUGCACGCUCCACGGAACCUCAUUUCACUGCGCUCAAACGUAUUCUGCGUUACCUCAAAGGUACAAUCACUCAAGGAUUACAAGUCAAACACAACGACUCUCACGGCAUACACAGAUGCUGAUUGGGGAGGAUGCCCCAAUACUAGACGCUCCACGUCUGGAUAUUGCUUGUAUCUUGGAGAUAAUCUUAUCUCUUGGUCCUCGAAACGACAGCCCACAGUGUCUCGGUCAAGUGCUGAAGCUGAGUAUCGAGGUGUGGCAAAUGUAGUGGCUGAAACGAUUUGGGUUCGCAAUCUGUUACUUGAGAUCCAUUGUCCGAUUUCCACCGCUACACUUGUCUAUUGUGAUAAUGUAGCUCUUGGUCAAGUCCGAGUCCUCCAUGUUCCUUCAUCUCAACAAUAUGCCGAUAUCUUCACGAAGGGGCUUCCUUCAGCACUCUUCAAUGAGUUCAAGUCCAGUCUUCGCGUUCGGGAACCUCACGUUCUGACUGCGGGAGGGUAUUAG